Molecule: messenger RNA, 16355 nt
Organism: Podarcis lilfordi (Lilford's wall lizard)
Lineage: Eukaryota; Metazoa; Chordata; Lepidosauria; Squamata; Lacertidae
Source: the annotation of a GenBank genome assembly
AUGGCUCACCCAGAUCUAGCGAUGGGUAGGAAUGAAACCUUAAGCCAAAUCCUCUAUGAUGCCUUGGAAGAACUCCUUGAAGACCAGUUUAACAUUUUUAAAUGGAAGCUACAAGACAUUGACCAUGAUGGAAAGGGGAAAAUCCCCAAAGUUCAGCUGGACAGUGCUGAUAGAUCCGAUGUUAUUCAUCUCAUGUGUGACUUCUAUGGUGAGGCCAAUGCAGUAAAAGUAUGCAUAUGUGUCCUUGAACAUAUUGGCAAGGAAGACAUUGCUGCAAAUCUCAAAGAAGCAACACGGAAAGGUAAGAAAUCGUAGCAUAUUGCUGGAGAUUCACUUUUUUCUUUUCUUGUUCAUGUUAAAGAGGAUCUCCAGUAUCAAAUGCAUCGGAUCCUGGUGGAACUGCUAACGGCGACUCACCUGAAGAACUCCAUUAUCAGGCAGGGGUAUAAGGACUUGGGCAGCCCUUAAGGUACCUUAGACUCAAGUUGUUAAGGGCCUUGUAAGUUAAUACAAGAAGCUUAAACUUGGCUCAGUAUCAUGUGGGCAGCCAGUGCAAGCUUUUAAGCACUGGAGUUACAUUCUAGCAGUAGUCUGUCCCCAUGAACAGUGGAGCCACUGCAUUUAACAUCUCCACGUUUGAUUGGGAAGGGAUUAUAUAUGUCUGUGUAGCUCAUGUACAGUCUAGAACAGCUUUUUAUAUUUACUGAUCUUUCUCAUUUGAAGACAAGAGAUGGAAUUCCUAACAAAAAAUAUUUGGUGCUUUCUCAAUACUUCUGCUAGCACAUGUCCUUUUCUUAGGUUCUAGGUUAACCUACAGGGACUACAUAAAGGGCAAAUUUCAGUCAAUGAAAGUCCACCCUUCCCUUGGUGAAAAUCUGCUUCGAAGCUGCCAGUAUUCAAAGCUAACCUUUGAUAUUGAGAGUCCCAGAAAGCAGAAGGAAGAACAUGAAAUCAUGGCUUUAGGAUGGGUAUAUUUUCGAAACACUUACAUGGACUAUUGUAGCCUUCAAACAGAGUAUACCACUGAAAAGCUAUUUAAUCCUGAUAGAAAUGGACUGGUUCCACAAAUUGUUGUACUGCAGGGAGCUGCAGGGAUCGGGAAAACAACAACGGCAAGAAAAAUCAUGUUUGACUGGGCCUGUGGAAGACUUUAUCAGGCCAUGUUUGAUUAUGUUUUCUACAUUAAUUGUGGAGAGAUGAACCUCUGUAAUGAGGAUAGUAGUAUUGCAGAAAUCAUUUCAAAAUGGUGGCCCCGACAGGAUGAAAUUAAGAAGAUGCUGGAGAAUCCGAAGAAGCUGCUGUUUGUAAUUGAUGGGUUUGAUGAAUUAAGAUGCUCCCUUCAACCAGACCCCUUUUGUACUGAUCCCUGGCAGAAGGGGCCUGUGGAGGUCCUCCUGGGCAGCAUACUUAAGAAAAAACUCCUUCCUGAAUCCUACUUGAUAAUAACAACGAGACCAACAGUCCUGGGGUAUCUCCAUGAGUGCUCGGAGGAAUUAUGUCGCCAUAUCAAGAUCCUGGGAUUUUCAAAAGAGGACAGAGAGAAAUAUUUCCACAAAUUCUUUGAGAAUAAAGACCGAGCAACUCAAGCUUUCAGUCUUGUAAAACAGAACGAGACCCUCUUCACCAUGUGCUCGGUUCCCCUUGUGUGCUGCAUCAUCUGCAUGGUGUUGGUACAACAGAUGGAAAACAGUGAGGAUCUUUGGCAAACAUCCAACACACUCACUGCCGUCUAUAUGCUUUACCUUUCCAGCUUGCUAAAGCUGCACCACAACAGCCCGUCAAAGGAACAUAUUAGAAAGAACUUGAAAAGUUUGUGUUCUCUGGCUGCAGAUGGAAUCUGGAAACGAAAAAUAUUGUUCUGGGAGGAAGAAAUCAAAGAGCUUGGCUUAGAUCAGGAAGACUCCCUCCCCCUCUUUCUGAGCAAGAGUAUUUUCAGAAGGAACAUCGAAUGUGAACGUGCCUACAGCUUCAUUCACUUAAGCUUCCAGGAGUUUUUUGCAGCCUUAUCUUUCUUACUGGAAGAAGGAGAAGGGCUGAGUUCUGAAAAUCCUAAUCGAGAUGUGGUCAGAUUAUUAGAAAGCUACGCAGUUUCCAGACCUGAUUUAGAAGUAACGGUGCGCUUCCUCUUUGGCCUCGUAAAUGAAGGAAAGGGAAUGAAGGACAUGAAAGAGAGAUUUGGAUGGAAAUUUUCGCCUAAGAUUAAAGAAGUCUUAUUAGAAUGGGUGAAAAACACCACAGAAACAAAGAUGGAUGUACAUGAGAGGCAUAAGCACCGAUGGCUUGAAUGCUUGUAUGAGAACCAAGAGGAAAAUUUUGUGGAAAGUGCAUUGGAUCACGUGACUGAAGUUACCGUACACGGAAGAUACCUGACUAAGACGAGAGUGAUGGCCCAGGCAUAUUGCUUGGAGCACUGCUCUGCUUUGGAGGUCCUUCACGUGGAGGAAAUGUUAUUUAUGAGAUAUUAUGAUUUUACCGAAGAAAUACUAGAAAAAGAGGAGGAGGAAGAAGAGGAAAAACUUACUAGUUCAGAACCACGUUCAGACGGGUAUGUAUGAUUUAAAUAAGGGAUGUUGAGUUUCUCUGCACCUGCCACUUCCACACACGGGAUUUCACCACAUGCAGCAACUUUUUGCCCUUUUCUGAUAUUUUCCAGAGUUUCUGAUGAGGACACACAUUUGACUUUGAACUCUCAUGAAAUUCUCCCCCCACACACACACACCAUGUGUUUUCUUGAUGCUGACCAGCCAGAUCUUGUUUUGAUAGACAGAUUUCUGGUUAAUAGCCAAAAACAGUUAAGACCCCAUUUAACUGUUGGCUGACCAGCUGCUGCAUUAGGAAUUCCUAGAGUGGGCAAAAGGUGUUGACCGUGGCAGCAGGGCAGAUGCAGGAGUUGGGAAGUGUGUGAGUGGUGUGAACUAAAUGUUCCCAUGACGUUGUAUUAUAGAUUAUGGCCUUGGAGGAAAGCAAGAAUGCAAGGGAGUCUGGCUCCCAAAACACAGGGGAGCGGCAUGGCAGGGUGAGCAUCCCAGUUCCCCGGGAGGAUGAUGAGUAACGCACUACUUUUGUGGUGCUUGGAGUCUGUUGAUCAAAAUGGGAGAUAGAGAAUGCUUCUGUAUUGUAUACUGUGAAGCAUGAUAGGAAAUUUUCAUGAAGUUAGAGAGGAGCCUACCUGGGCUGUAUCUUUGUGGCUCAGUCACAGAGUUAUCAGCAUACAGUCACAUGAAAGAGAAAGUAUUUCAUGUCUAUGCAUAUCUAAACUGACAGGCAUCCAUGUUGGGUGUAGUGCUUCUUCUGAGCUACUGAAAAGAAUGGAUAUGUUAAUCUUCAUCUCCAGCAAAAAGAGGUUGCAAUGGAGAAGAGCUUUGAUUUUAGCUCAAAAUGCAAGAUACUUGUUUUUGUAUAAUCUUUUUUUAUUGAGUUUUACAUUGCAUAUUUAAAUUCAAACAUUAAACACCACCAUCAGCAUUUAGGAUUCCCUGAAUCCUUAGACUCCCCUCCACCCUUCCAUGGUUACCAUUUUCAAUAUUUUUCAACUGCCUCACAUAUUUUCUCUUUUUUUCUUACAGUCCAUUUUUACCUUAGUUUUUAUUACAUUACAAGUGUUACUCAAAUCCUGCCAAAGUUUUUAGUCGUUUACAGUGUUCUCUUAAGUACAUUGUAAAUUUUCCCCAUUCCAUAUUGAAGUUCCUCUCUUCCUGGUUUCUGAUUUUCCUGGUCAUUUUCACCAUUUCAGCGUCGUCCAUCAUCUUCAUCAGCCAUUCAUCUCUGGUCGGGACCAGAUAUUUGUAAUCUAAGUUAUCAUGCCUUAUGCUGGAACCAGUGCAAGAGUUAUGCAACUGAGUGAAUGUAAUUUUUAUUGUUUGAAGUUGAGAGCUGAGUUCUGUGAUAGUGCAAUUUUUUUGUAGGGAUACAGUUAGGGCCAAAGGCGCCAUCUUGAGAGUGUGGGGGACAUUGCGCACAUGAGCAUCACACCUCCUUCCCUAAGCUGGGCAGAAGCUUACCAAGCUUUGGGAAGGAGGCACCAGACUUUAAUACUUUAAUACUCUAAUUUACCGGGAGCAUGCAGGGGUCCAGCUCAGUCUCCCAUGUCCACUUACUGCACACCACUGUUCUGAGAGUAAAGCUUUUUGAACCAUAUUUUUGGACUGGAUAAUUUUUAUUUCAAUACAAGAGUCAGUUUUUGCUCAUCCAGUGGCUUCCACUGGAUAAUAAUAAUAAUAUAAUAAUCUCAAUAGGUUAUGGGCCCAGAUCCAGAGACGUAGAAGAGACCCAGAGUGCAAUAGCUGGACUAUGUACAAUUUUUUGAAUCGACUGACUUGUGGUAUUUUUGGGAAACCUGAAGAACCUUUGUUUGGGAAGCUGGAAUCCUGUUGGUAAGUCCUCCUUUUUUGGGGGGAGGAGGUGGCCUGACCCCUUGGAUCAACUCGCACCAUGAUACUGAUAGUGGGACAGGUUGUGCAACAGUGGUAUUUGAUGUGUGUGUCGUGAUUAAAGUAUAAGUUUGAAAACCACCACACUAUUCUCUUCAUAAAAAUAAAAGAAUCUGACGAACCUUUUUUUAACAAGGACAUUUUCUUUCAUCUCUUAGUGAACAGUAUCAAAACCCAGCCAUCUUCAAAGCACUGAAGUCUCCAAAAAGUAACUUAAGGCAUGUGAGGUAAGAAGCUGUUUGCGUUUAACUUCAUUAGAGUCCUUUUGCAAGGGCAAAAUAUUGAUCCUGAUCCUGGGUGUGAUGGACCCAAGUGGGUGUUCCUCUGCACUGUCCUCAGUUUCUUCAGUCAGCAAAAGGCAGCUCUCAAAGCAUGGAAAAGAAACCCACAGAAGCAUCCUCAGUGGUUCCUCUCUAGCUCUCUCAAUCCUAAUAUUGAGCACCAGAAGUAGGCAAUAUUAUGCCCUUGUUUCUGGCCCACCAAGGCUUUUUGCCUGAUCAGGGCAGUCCUGCACUACUGCUGCUUUUUGGUAACUCUGCCCCAGGAUGUUCAUUCCGGGGAGGAGGGUUCAGUGAAUUUAGGGGGACAGACUUGGCAGGCUUGCUAUGACCCACAGUUCUCAUGUCUCCUUCCAACAAACACUGUUUUGGACGUGAUGUUUAAAGGUUGAAUUGUAGAGAACGUGGGCAUUUUGUGGCUGGAAGGAAAUACAAUGCUAGCAUUGUUAUUGUUUUGUUUUAUUGUAUACGCUGAAUCAUUUCCGAUAUACAGAUUUUCAUCCUUUCAUCCAAUUGUCCUCCACAGAGUGAAGUUUUUUAGCGAACAGCUUGUUCCUUGUGGUUUCCUCGCAUCUCUUCUCUCUGUUAACUCAACACUGUUGGAGCUAGAGCUGGGAAGAAAUAAAGUCGGAGAUUCAGGACUGAAGCUGCUAGCUGAGGGACUAAAGCACCCAAACUGCCAGAUACAGAAAGUGAUGUGAGUCAGUGCUUGUUAAGAUUUCAGCCUCCCUGUGUAUCUGCUCCUUUUGCUACAACACGGGGAAACUUUGGCCUUCUAGAUGUUGCUGAACUACAUCUCUCAUAUCCGUGGGCAUUUUCUAUGAUUGUUGGGGCUGAUUGAAGGUUUAAGGUCCUUCCCUUUAUCUCACUCCUUCAUCCUGAAGACAAGUGAGGUCAGCAAUAAGUGGGACGAGAGUCCAUCUCUGUCCGCUAACCCUCUUGAGUAGAGCUGGGUGAUAUUUCAAUUCAUCAUCUGAAACUGAUAUGAAGUUCAGAUUGUGAUACCCGUUUCAGACUUUUUGAGCUGGCAAUACAUCACGGCUCCCUGGCCGCCACCAGCAUAGUGCAUUUCACUUCCAUCUGCCUGUGCUGUACUGGCAGCAGCCGGGAAGCUGCAGUGUACAAUAGUACCUCGGGUUAAGAACUUAAUUCGUUCUGGAGGUUCGUUCUUAACCUUAAACUGUUAUUAACCUGAGGCACCACUUUAGCUAAUGGGGCCUCCUGCUGCUGCCGCGCGAUUUCUAUUCUCAUCCUGAAGCAAAGUUCUUAAUCCAAGGUACUAUUUCUGGGUUAGCGGAGUCUGUAACCUGAAGCGUCUGUAACCCGAGAUACCACUGUAUUGCCAGCUCAAUUGCCUGCUCUCCCAUCUGCCUGUCUGCACAUUUGCCUUUGCCUGAGCAAGUGGGACAGGCUGUCUUUCCUCCACCUUCUCAGGCUCCAAGCUGUGGGGAGGGGGUGGGCAGGAGCGCCUUUGCCCAGCAAGCAGGCAACCUUCUUCAUUUUCUCCUAGGCACUCCACAGCCCCACCACUUUUUCAGCCUUUUUCAAUAUUAUUUCAGAUAUCAUGAUAUAUCACUGAUGGUUAGUUGGUGGUAUAUUACGAUGUUGAAAACCAGAUAUUGCCCAGCCCUACUCUUUUUUAAAAAAAAAGAUAUUUAUUGAGAUUUUCAAAAUGUUACAAAAAAGAGAAAAAGUAAAAUAGAAGCAGAAGAGAGUACAAAGGAUAAAAAUAAUUGACAAAAUAGAAAAAGAAAGAAAAAAAAACAACCAACCCCUUCCCACCAUAUACAAAAAAAUUCCAAAUGAGAAAAAAUGACAGAAAAAAAGAAAAAAAGAAGAAUGCAAAAAUCAAAAAACUUUUAAAACAUUUAAAAACAAAUUCAUUAUUUUCAAAUCCUUAACUGUCAUUACCUUCUUUCUUAGACCUCCUCCUCCUCCCUUUCUUUGUAUCCUAGUUAUUAAUUAUCCCAGCAAAUCCUUGACCUUAUCUUUCUAUAAUAGAAUAAACCUUAAAACUUAAAACUUAAAUCUUAUCCUUACCAACUUCUCAUAAUCAUAACAUUCUUUCAUAAUUCUUUAAACAUCUUUGCUAAAGCCAAGUAAUUUCAUUCCAACAUUCUUCUAUCAUUCAUCAAUUUUAUAAAACAGUUCUAAUGGUUAAAAAAAUAGGUAUAAACAGGUCCAAUCUUCAUCCAGCGUCCCUUCCUCCUGGUUCCAGGUUUUGUCAGUCCUUAUUCCCGUCAAUCUAGCCCAUUAACCUGGCAACCUUAUGUCCGAGGCCCUCAAGUCUCUUCCAUGACCCUUCCGCGGCUCUUCUUCAUAUUUGUAACUGUAUUUUCCCUUGUCUCCUGCUCGAGGUAACUCCAGCUUGACAAUGUUUUUAACCCUUCUCAACAGAUCAGCCCCUUUUCCAUGUUCAACAAUGAAUUCCAUGUAGUAUUUAAAAGCAUGUUUCAAAGGCCCUCCAAAAUUGAGAGCCCCCACAGUCCCAAACAUCUCACGGCCCGUUGCCAUAUUUGAAAAGUCCAAACAUCCCAGCAUAGGGAGGUCAAUCCAGCCCCCCAUUUCCAAACCAAGCCAAACUUUUCCUUUCCAGAUAUGGCUUUUUCCAAGUUCAUUUGUCAAAUCCAUGAAAUCAUAUUCCUGUUGGGCCUGUUCUGUCAAAACACACUCCUGAUUUAAUGUCAAAAACUCCUGUUCUGUCAAGACACACUCCUGAUUUAAAUCCUGAGUGGGCUCCACAUAUUUUCCCACUGUCUGUUCAAAGUUUCCCACUGCCUGUUCAAAAUUUCUAGUCGAAGUCGCCAUCCAAUUCACCUUCUCGUGUAAUUGUUCCAGUAGAUCGUUUGUUUUAUAGAGAGCAUACAACAAGGCUUCUGAAUACAUUGUCCUACAAGGUCAGAUACUUGUUCCCACGGUUGUAAUCUGUAACAGCUGUCGACUCCCUGGAGUCUCACAGUUUCACAGUUACAAUUGUAACAGUUUCACAGUUACAAUUUCACAGACUCCCCCUAGGGGGAAGACUUCUAUUUAUUCUUGCAACAAAGUUUCCUUUUUUAAGAUACUUUGUCCAUAUAUAAUCCUUUAAAAUGUGAAAGGGAACAGUGGAAUCACUAGGUUUCUCUUCUUUUAGCCAUCUGUCAAAAACACUUGUCUUUGGUUAAUGAACUUCACACGUCAGUCCUGACAGCCCGCUCCAGGAUCAGGACGGAGGAAAGUUACUUCACUUUAAAGUCACUUGAAACAGUCCAAAAAGAUCUCCCCCUUCUCCUGCUGUCGAAGGGGGGUUCCACAAUUUUAAAUGGUGAAAUCCAAUCUUUUAAAAGCGAUUUCCUGAGCUCUAGUUUAAAUUGCCUUUGCUUUAUUCUGUUUACAAAAGAACGGAAAGAUGACUUCCUGUUUAGACCUUCCCAUUCCGUACCAAAUUCAAGUAAAUUUUUUAAAGUCCGAUUCUUUCCUACUCGCAAGUCCUUAUUUGAUGUCCAAUUGUUCAAAGUCUAAGUACUCACGGGUGCUUAUUUUAAAGUCCAGAUUGUCCCAGGAAAAAGGCAGCGCUCUCCGGCAACAGCUAUGCGGCUUCGCUCCAUGGAAAUAGCAGUUGACUCACAGCACCGCGCCACUUCCCCCUCUUCACUUCGGAGCCCGUUAGUGGGUUCCUAAGCGGGUUGGGGGGGCGCUAAAGGUGCCCGCCGAGUCCCAUGGUCACAGGCUUCAUCCGCCUGUGAUUUUUAAGUGGGUCCCCGCUUCGCCGUAGCGGAGAAGACCCGUUUUCCGUGGAGCUAGUCCCUCCAGUUCAGAGGGAGUCCGCCAUUGCCGGUGGCGCCACCCCGGAAGUCUGCCCAGCCCUACUCUUGACAUCAGAGAUGCAGAUGAAACAGUAUUUGUGGAGCAGAGGGUCAGAAAGGAACAUGACAGCUUUGUUAGCCAACUUUCGUUGUUGUGACGGAAGGUGUGGAAAUGUGGGAUGUAGUCAUAUGUACAUACAGCUUUCCCCUCUGAGGAAUUCCACUGGCACUUUGCCAGCGCCAAGGCGACCAGAAUAUCUUAGGAGAUGGCAAUGGGGAAAGGAAAAGAUGGGGAUAGAUGCAUAAACACAUUUUAUUUUCGUACUUGUAUUUCUGUUUGCUGUAGGUUAUAUAGCUGUGGACUGACAGGAGCAUGUUGUGAGGACCUGUCCUCUGUGCUCUGUACCAAGCAGACCCUGACAGAUCUGGAUUUAUCAGACAAUGCACUAGGAAAUUUUGGAAUCCGUCAACUUACUGAAGGUUUAAAACAUCCUAACUGCAGGCUGCAGAAGCUCGUGUGAGUGUUAACAAGCAGAACAACAAUGAAAUAAUUGUGCACCUGGAAAACCAACCAGAUUUUUGCAGUCACAUACACUGUUGUAUUGACAACCCUUUCAAAGCCUAACCACCUCGCCAGUAGUCAGCUUGUUCCCCAUAUAAAGCUCACUUUAAGUUCCUUAUUCUCACAUGGUUUGGAUCUGCUAGUCCUUAUUUAACAUCAAAAAAGAAAAUGUUUACUCCAGUUUCGAACUAAAUGUGUGUUUAUUUGAGUUUUUAUUUGUUUCUGCCUACAAAACUUCCCUUUCUCUUGUUCUUGUGUCUUUUUGGAGAAUGUUUGGGGAAAUGAGAAAUGUUGGCAAAGAAACAAAUGUUAAGUUUUUAAGGCUGCCCUAAUAAUGUAAACUGUUGAGAAAGUAAGAACUCAACAAAAUAAAAUACACACCAAGGGGUGUAAGGGGCCAUUCUCAUGGCAGAUCCGCACUGGCCUCAUUUGGACCUGGGAAUUUGGCAACCAGAAAACCACCCCACUGUCCUUUCUGACCCAUUGUGCAAAACCCUUCACUUAUUUUGCUUGCUUUUUUUAAAAAAAAAAUCAUGUUCAGUGUUUCCUGCAUUGCAGGGGCUUGGAUUAGAUGGUUCUUCUGGUCCCUUCCAAUCUGAUUGUUCUUGUUUUUGAAAUUCUAUUCACAACUUAUCCAGGAGUAUUCUUGUUUUUUCUUUUGCUGUCCUCUGCAGGUUAUCCAACUGUUCUUUCUCAGGAACUGCUUGUUGGGGUUUCGCCAAAGUUCUGCGUACAAGCCAGACGCUGAGAGAGUUAGAUCUGCGUUUCAAUAAAGUGUGGAACAUUGGAAUGAUGUUGCUGUGUAUGGGACUAAAGGAUCCAGCUUGUAAAUUAGAGAACCUACAGUAAGUAUGACUGGUGCAGUUCACUCAACUGAAUGCUUCAUGCAGGAGUUUUCAACUUGGGGGGGGGGAGGCAGUGGGCACACUUGGAUUAUUUUUUUAAAAUAUAAAUUUGUAUUAAUUUUCCAAUAUUUACCCAAUAUUACCACAGUUUUGCCAAUUAUACAGAUACCAAUUAAUAUCAAAAUAGUUCCAAUUAAUUCCAAAUUUAUACAAUUUAAGCAAAGUGUUUCCCCGCAUUCCUUGAUCAGUGUUUUUUGUCCAGUUCUUAUAUUGCUGUGGUUCAUUUUUUUAUCAACUUCUAAUUACAUUUCAGUUAGUGUAUUAAUCAUUAAGAUAACAGCUGCAUUUUUUAGCGAGUACUAUUCAUGUUAAUGCCGUUUCUAACUUUUUCUAGGAUUUCAAAUAAGGUGUUCUGAUUAUUUUCCUUUUCUCUGCGUGUGUCAGUCUGAAUAUGUCCAGUUCUUUUUUUGGCGAUCACUCGUAGCCAAGGAAGAUUGUCUUCCAUAAACACGGUUUUAACAAUGAGGUCCAGCACCGAGGGCCUUCUGGCGGUUCCCUCACUGCGAGAAGCCAAGUUACAGGGAACCAGGCAGAGGGCCUUCUCGGUAGUGGCGCCCUCCCUGUGGAACGCCCUCCCACCAGAUGUCAAAGAGAACAACAACUACCAGACUUUUAGAAGACAUCUGAAGGCAGCCCUGUUUAGGGAAGCUUUUAAUGUUUGAUGUAUCACAGUAUUUUAAUAUUCUUUUGGAAGCCGCCCAGAGUGGCUGGGGAAACCCAGCCAGAUGGGCGGGGUAUAAAUAAUAAAUUAUUAUUAUUAUUAUUACUUCUUGCUGCAUGUAGGAGACAGUGGAACACUGACGCCAUGACAACAUGCCAUGUGUUUCCCCAGGCUACAUCAGGGAGAUGCAUGUGGCCACCAUUAGCCAAACAUCUUCCUGUCGCAGGUAGUUUGAGUCUGUUCCAGAGCCAUUCCAUGUUUCAUCCUUCCAUCUUUACCAUAUAUGGUGUGUGCUGCUGGAACGAGCUAUGUUUCCGCCUUGCAGGUUGAUUAAGUGUAGCAUCACAAGUUGUGGAGAUCUGUCUUCUGUCCUUGCCACAAACCAGAUGCUGAAACAAGUAGAUUUACGAGAUAAUAAACUGGGAGAUUCAGAAGUGAGGCUGCUGUGUGAAGGCUUGAAACAUCCAAACUGCAAGCUUGAGGUUUUGUCGUAAGUAUGAAAUCUGCCUCUUGGAAUGCAUUGUGCGAAGGGCUUCUUCCAAUAAUGAUAAAAAGAAUAUCUACAAUUAUACUUCCGUUCUACAGGGGUUUUUUCCCCUGUAGGUUUCUAUGUAAUGUGGGAUACGUUGCCAAGAAAAGGGUUAUCAAAAGUGUAACAGAGAGAAGGACAUGGAGAUAUUUGCUAGAUUUUUUUUCUACCACCAAAAAGAUCUUGAGGCCAUGAUGGAUAGCUUGAUGAAGUUUGUUGACUCAUUGUGCAGCACCUGUAAAAAAGGUGAAUUCUGUGCUGGAGAUCAUUAGGAAGGGGGUUGAAAAUAUGACUGUCGGAAUCUUAAUUCCUUUAUACAGAUUUCUGCUGCAAUCACACUUGAAACACUAUGUAUAGUUCUGGUUGCCAUACCUCAAAAUGGAUCUUGCAGAGCUGGAGCGGGUGCAGAGGAGGACAAAAUAAUCAAGUGGCUGGAACGACUCAGUGAAGGAGAGUUGCUAUAUUUGAGACUUUUUAGUUUAUGAAAGAGCUGAAAGAAUAAUAGUGGGAUUGAAGACCUGUAACAGAUACCCCUGAACCUUCCUCUAUCUCAACAGCAGCCACUACCUGAUCAUUCAGAGAAUCAUAACCUCCUUUAAUAAAUAAAACAGCUGUUGGUACCCUGAAAUAUGUAUGGGGCAUCUCCAAACACAUUUAAAAAGUAAUCUUGCUCCAGAUUCUCAGAAAUGUAGAGCUAAUAUUCCAGCACAAUAGUUGCAAAACAGUUAGACAGUAUUUAACAAAUGAUAUCAUAGUUUACAGACAUUGUCUGCUGGUACGUAAAUUGGCUCGAAGGAUUCAGCAUUAGGGAAAUUCAGAAGUGAUUAUAUCAUAAUUGGAAAAUGUGUUGUUGUGGUUUUUUUUGUUUUUUUCCCCCUUCUGUUUGAUUUAGGUUGUUUGCUUGCUGUCUGACAGCAGAUUGUUGCAAGGCUUUGUCUUCUGCUCUCAUUACCAACCAGACCUUAAGAAAAUUAGAUUUAACUUGGAAUGCAUUAGGUGAUUCAGGGGUGAAGCUACUAUGUGAAGGGCUAAAACAUCCAGACUGCAAGCUGCAGAGUUUGAGGUGAGUACUUGUGUGAGCAUGUGAAAAUAUGCAAUGCAGUGUAAAGUGUAAUAAAUGCAGCAUUUUUGUCAUGCAAAAUGGAGUGAUCAUGGUGAUACCUAUUGGCAGACAAAGACUAUCAGGAGUUAAGCUAAUGGGAAAUUAAUGCCCCUCGCAUUGCUGUUGGGGCACAUGUCAUACGUUCAACAGCAAAUCUAUAUAGAUAUUCUUGAUUUCUUUUUACACUAUUUGCAAGUGAGACUAUUAUACAUCCAAGUGAGUAAAAGUAAUCAUUUAUAAUGAUUAUUAUUUAUACCCCUCCCAUUUGGCUGGGUUUCCCCAGCCAUUCUGGGCGGCUUCCAACAAAAUGUUAAAAAUACAGUAGAACAAAGAAUCUUGACAGAUUGCCGCUCUGAGUGGCUUGUAUGAUCUAAUUGGGUCCAUGUUAAACUGACCAAAGCUCAAAGCCAGGCAAGUAUGGGUUAUGUUAAAUCCACAAGUCUAGAAUCUGGAAAUGGCAGUCCAGCAACAGGAAAUGGAUGUUAGAAAAACCAAUUGGAUGUUACGAAAACAUUCUUUAAGAAACAGAUAAAAGUUCCUAGAAGCUUUAAAGAGGGUUCCAGAACUUUCUUUAGUGUGUAGGAGUGGCACUCUAGGUUUGAUUGGUGUCAGCUGGAGGUGCAAAUAAAGGGAGGAAGUUGCAGGCUGCAAUUUCUGCAUGAGGAAAGCGCACACACACACACACACACACACCACGCACGCUAACAACAAGGUUGGAAGUAGGACAAUGUAUGCUGCUGAUACUGUGAGUUUUGUUGUAUCAGGGUUGUUAAUUACUGGACUGAGAUUAUACCAUGCUGGAGAGAUAAAGAAGGAAUGUAAAUAGUUUAUAAUAAUGAUAACAGAAAUGCUUGUGCAACCAGUCAAGCAAUAAAGAAGCUCUUGACUGUGAAUUUGAGUAUGACUCCUAUUCUUGUCCUCUGCCUCGGGAAAACAGUAAGAAGUGGUUUUGCUGAGGUGCCACCACACAAGCAGAAAGCGCAGCAGAAGUGUGUGGGCGGUAACCUCUAAUAGUGGAAUAUUGUUUCCUUUUUGUUUUGAAAGCGAAAUACUUGUUCUAAAGAUUGCCAAACUUGUGGGGCGGGAGGUGGGACUGUGUUACCUAUUUAACCCUCUGAAGCACAGGUGGACUUUCCUUACUUGGAGGUUUUUAAGCAGAGGUUGGAUGGCCAUAAGUCAUGGAUUCUUUAGUUGAGAUUCUAUGAUAGGCCUGUGUGACCCCUUGGCUGCUCUCUAGGUUAGCCCGGGCAACCUGUGCCAGAUUAAACCCUGUGGAGGCCCCUAGGUAUUCAAAAUCUUGGGGCCUCCCUCACAAAUUAUCUCCUAACAUGUUUUUGGAAUUUUCUUUCAAAACGAAAUCAAUAUUAUUUUGAACCGUUGUUGCGGGCCCCCUAAAAGGUUGGUGCCUUCUCUGUCUAUUUGGGAAUCCAUCACUGCUGACAACCUUUCGCUAAUGCCCAACUGAUCAGCCAUCAGGAUAUCUACUGAGUGUGUUUGUAUGUCAGUGAAUCUGCCCAGUUCUAGCCAAACCCACCACCCGCCACACUCAUGGCCAUGUGAUCUCUGAGCACCCACCUACCACCUAAGGCCUUUGGGUGCAAAUAGAUCACACCAUUCAUGAGCCACCAGUAUGAAUUGCAAAAAUGUUUUCCCUUUUUACUUAGUUUUAAACUGUGGGUGACCAAAGAGAACCCAUUUUAGUUGAAGCUUCGCAAAUUGUGUAAGUCCGACAGGUCACUGUUGUUCUUGAUGUCAUGUUUAUAACUCCUCCAUCCUGAUAACUCUUGUUUCUGUUCCGUGCAGGUUGUCCCACUGCUCUUUUACACAAGCUUGUGGCGGGGAUCUUGCCGAAGUCCUGAGGGAGAGCCAGACACUGAUAGAACUGGAUCUGGCUUGGAAUGAAAUCGAAGACAAGGGAGUGGAGCUGCUCUGCGAGGGACUAAAACACCCAGACUGUAAACUGGAGAUUCUAGAGUAGGUCACCAGCUCCUUUGCAGAAGCACAACACUCUCUUUAAUCUGUGCUUGUUUUCAUUUGUCAGGGUGCUGCAACAGUUGUUAAAAAUGAGGACUCAGUAUCAACUGCAUUUUAAAAAUAGUUGUGUUACUGUGUAUGGAUUUGUCAUAUUAAGAAAACAAACACACAUGUGCCCCAGUUUGUCAGUCUGCCAGCACUCUUCAUAAAACAGCCUGCCUUACCUAGUUUCUGCUUGGAGGUAAUUGUAGAUAAUAUUUAAAGUAGAUCUUCUGUAAAUUCCAGGGGAAACGCUUCCCCAACAUCCUGUGCAAAGCAGAGAGUGACAGUAUUACCCAAUGGCUUGACCACGUGGCUGUGACAAUCGAUCCCUCUUUGCGCCUCACAUGCAAGUUUAAAAACCAAUCCCCUUGCCUCUUAUCCUUGCUAUGGGGAGAAGGCUGCCAUGUGUGGUUUUUCAGGAGAAGUCGUACAUCAGGGUUGGGCAACCGCAGUCCCAAGGACUGAAUGAGACUCUCCAGUCAUUUGGCUUUUGGGACUCUCUCCAGAUCAGGCCAUACUCUUUCCCACGCCAUACUCCCUUUGAGUACUUUUGCCAGUUGGAAUGUGUCCUUGAACAGUGAAACACCUCUUCCUUCCUUGGAAGGAGAAUGGAGAAGUGUGUGUGUGUGUGUGUGUGUGUGUGUGUGUGUGUGUGUAAACUACUGGCUUUGGCAUCAGUGGGAUGUAGCUCACUAUAUGCAAAAGUAAGAUUCACAUCCAUUGCUCUGUCCAUAUUUACAUCUAGCCCUGCCCACCACUGGUUUGUGGCCCUCAGAAAGUUGUCCAUAAUGGAAUGGGGCCCUUGGCUAAGCCAGCAGUAGAUAAUCUGAGCAGGCGAAGGGAAGUGAUCACAUAAAUGGUUAGAUCUUUUGAAUCCUGUCAUAAUGGCAGGACAGCUCAUAUGCCCCAGUACCAUUCCUGUUGCCCUUCAUUAAAACGAUGAGAGGCUGGUGAGGGUUGUGGAGAUCCUAACAGCAGCUGCCUGGUCCUGAGGAAGAUAGUUGCUGUGAAAGAAUCUCCCUGCGCUUCAGGUUUUGGAUUAUUUAUUCAGUUAUUUAGUGCCAGGCAUUUUGAAGCUAUGACAGUGAGAAUGAAGGAUGUCACUGGGGAUUUGUCCUUACAUUGUGUAGGCUGCAUGGGUGCGGCAAGACACCUGCUGCUUGUGAGAACCUCUGUGCUGCCCUGACUACAAACCAGUCACUGACCAGACUGCAUGUCAGCUAUGACGUCCUGGGAGCCUCUGGCAAGGAUCAGUUCAGAAAUGCACUGCAACAUGGAAGGAGAAGACGGCAGGGACUGUGGUGAGUUAUUUCCGGCAGCCAUUUUGAAAUCGUGCCUCAUAAUGAUUGGGCACUUAAGGAAAUUGCAAUUCUACCAGAAUGUGGGAUUUCUUGUAGGGGAAAUCUGUCAUGUCAGAGUGUGGCCUCUAGGGGAUUGGGUCUAGGUGUUACUCUUACCCCUGAGCCAUAUAUUCCAGCAGGAUGGGUUAUUUUUAAAAGAAUCUGGCCUUGUUUUAAUACUUCUGGUGGUCUGUCCAGCUUUAGGUUUAAGGCACUAUACCAGAAGAGCACAUGCAGGAGUGUCAAUACAAUUUUCUCAGUCCAAUACAUUUUUCAGUAGAUCAGGCCCUUUGGUAGCAAAAGAGGACACAGAUUUGCAUAUGUUGUAUGUCAUAUGCAAAUUUGUGUCCGAUUAUGCGAGUAGAGGGCCCCUUCCCCCCAAAGUAGUGCACCAGGUUGGCAAAUGCUAAUACAUAGGAUUGGAGCCUAAAGCUUUAGCGGCAAUUCAAAUUUGUGCUUAAAAUAGGAAAAUAAACCAUUGUUUAGGCUGCGCAGGCUUACUAUCCUUCCGCAAAUGUUAUAGAAAAGAAUAUUAAAAGAUGGGUUUUUAGUUUGUAUAUAGAACAACCAGGCAUUUUGUGUUUUAGGAUGAAACACCUGGGGCCUUAUUUCUAGCAAUAACUAGAACUUAUUUCUAGCAGUAACUAGAACUUGACCAAGAACUUGUCCUUUCUCAAUACUGGAAAAUUAAAUGCGAUUUUCGAUUACAGGUUGAAUGGAGAACGUAUUGGCAUACCCGAGUGGUGA